Messenger RNA from Chionomys nivalis (European snow vole), 2793 nucleotides. RefSeq names its product trophoblast glycoprotein like (gene Tpbgl). The transcript has a single exon. Gene Ontology annotation, biological process: negative regulation of canonical Wnt signaling pathway. Gene Ontology annotation, cellular component: plasma membrane. The record is from RefSeq and is a predicted model, not a curated record. Lineage: Eukaryota; Metazoa; Chordata; Mammalia; Rodentia; Cricetidae. The coding region runs from base 279 to 1433 and encodes 384 amino acids. Gene Ontology annotation, molecular function: protein binding.
GAGCCCAGAACGGCCGCGGAAGUCGGAGGCCGGAGCGCAGGGCGACGAGGGCACCGGGGGCGGGGGUCUCCUGCCUGACCCCUAUCGCCCCCCAGUCAGCAAAGUGGAGGCUUCUUGGACUUUACAAGCAGAAGAAACAGAUCGGGACAGCCAGCUGCUCCGGGUCAAGGUCUAGCCUACCCCCACCCUCCCGUGCCACCCCCACCCCAUCAUCACCAAGCGCUCCCAACUCACUGGUGAGCGCGGCUGGCUGGGGGCUGGAUGCGGGGACGGCCGCGAUGGCCCCGUGCGCGGGACAGCGGGGGCUCUGGAGCCCGCUGCCGGGGCUGCUGCUCGUGGCAGCGGCGCUGAGCCGGCCCGCCGCGCCCUGUCCCUUCCAGUGCUACUGCUUCGGCAGCCCCCGGCUGCUGUUGCGCUGCGCGUCGGGCGCGGAGCUCCGGCAGCCGCCGCGGGACGUGCCGCCCGACGCGCGCAACCUCACCAUCGUGGGCGCCAACCUGACCGUGCUGCGCGCGGCCGCCUUCGCGGGAGGGGACGAGGAGGCGACGGAGGGCGUGCGCCUGCCUCUCCUCACUGCGCUGCGCCUCACACACAACAACAUCGAGGUGGUGGAGGACGGCGCCUUCGACGGGCUACCCAGUUUGUCGGCGCUCGACCUGAGCCACAACCCACUUCGCGCCUUGGGAGCCCGUGCCUUCCGCGGGCUGCCUGCGCUGCACUCGCUGCAGCUGAAUCACGCGCUGGCGCGGGGCGGCCCCGGGAUGCUGGAUGCCCUGGACGCCGCGCUCACCCCGCUGGUCGAGCUGCGCCUGCUGGGCUUGGCGGGCAAUGCGCUGAGUCGCCUGCCGCCCGCCGCGCUGCGCCUGCCUCGCCUGGAGCAGCUGGACGCGCGCGUCAACGCACUGACCGGCCUGGGCCCCGACGAGCUGCGCGCGCUCGAGCGCGAUGGCGACUUACCCGGGCCGCGCCUGCUGCUGGCGGACAACCCGCUUAUCUGCGGGUGCACCUCGCGCCCCCUGCUGUCCUGGCUCCACAAUGCCACCGAGCGCGUGCCCGACGCGCGCCGCCUGCGCUGCGCCUCCCCGCGCGCGCUACUCGAUCGGCCACUGAUGGACCUGGACGAGGCGCGGAUGGGUUGCGCCGACGGCGAUGCUAACGAGCGCGGGGAAGAGGUGGAUGUCGCCGGCCCGGAGCUGGAAGCCUCUUACGUCUUCUUCGGGCUGGUGCUGGCACUUAUCGGCCUCAUCUUCCUCAUGGUGCUCUACCUAAACCGCCGUGGCAUCCAGCGCUGGAUGCGCAACUUGCGCGAGGCCUGCAGGGACCAGAUGGAAGGCUACCACUAUCGCUAUGAGCAGGAUGCAGACCCGCGCCGCGCGCCCACUCCGGCUGCCCCCUCCGGUUCCCGGGCCACUUCUCCGGGCUCUGGUCUUUGAGCCUCACGUCCCUAAUGGGAGGCUGUCCCUGUCAGCUGAUAACUUUACUGGGACCACCCAGCCUUCCCCUGCCUGGCCUGAGCCCUGGAGAUGACACACCAAUGAGUUUGGAUCUCUGAGACCUUUGGAUCAAUCGUAGCAUCUCUCCCAACCCAAAACUCCAAGGUGUACUCGUUUUUUCCCUGGCCUAAGAGCUUCCAGGUCAAAAACCCAGAGAUGCCCCCAUCUGUUUCCAGAAACAAACCCUUCCUGUCUGUCCUUCCUGGACCACUGAAAUCCCUUCACCCAAAGGUCUAUCCAAAGACCCACUCUUCCAUUUUGAAAUCUCUAGCGCUUUCUCCACCACACACGCUUUGAGCCAGACACCUUGGCUAGACUGCACUGACCCCUGUCCCCAGUUAGGAGCCCUCAGUCCUUUUCUCAGAGCUCAGGGGGUCUACAUCCCUUCUGGUCUUAUCAGAAGGUUUUUGUGGAGUUUGAGCCGUUUGUCCCACCCCAGAAUUCUGAGCCCUCCAUCUCGUAAUCCACAUCCAGAGGCUCUGUGGCUUAAGUGGCCUCCUCUAGUCUGGCGUGCUUCAUAUACUGAUUCUAGCUCAAGCUCCUCCAUUCCAUGGCCCUGCCUGGGUCUCAGCUCCAGCCCUGUCCCUCUCGACCCAGGGACAUGCCUUGGUGUAGAAUCCAUCCUUAACCUUUCCAACCGGGGAUCGGAUGUCCCAACGCUCAGUGUUUGUCCUCAAAUCUCAAGCUCAGCUCUUCACCUCGGUCACUUUCGUGCCCUGGCCCAAGUCUUAGGCUUACCCAUCACUGGCACUUUUACCUGCCUCUGCCAUUCUCUGAUCCGGAUCCAGAGAGGAAUCUCCCCAUCGUGGGGUGCUACCCACUGCCCUCCUAGAAGGAGUUCUCCCAUCCUGUGGGACAAGGGCAAGCACCCUAUGGCACAUAGGCAAACCCUGGUGAGGAAGAGAGCAUGUGGGGUGUGCAGGGCCUCCAAACCAGGGUCACUGGUCCAUCUGGGAAAGAGAGGCUGGGAGCUGCUAUCUGUCUAGUUCAUCUGCACUCUCUCUCACCCAUGCGGUCCUCCCCUGGGAACUCCUUGCUACCACCUCUCAUGCCUUCCGGAGGAGGAUAGAGUCUGACUUCUUGUCUCAGUCACAAGCCUUCCUGGGUCAAGGUCAUGGCCUCAGCGCCCUGCCUUCUGCAGGAUCCCAAAGCACAAUGGUGAGUGAGGAGGGGCCGCCUUCCCGCCGCUCACCCUAAGUCAGGCAGAAUGGCAGGCCCAUGCUGCCUCUGCACAGGAAGUCUUCCUCCUCUGUGUAUUGGCUUGAGGCCCGCCUUCCCACCCUCAACUGAGAAAUCUGGA